AUGACCCCUCCUCGUCGUAUCAUCGCAUUUAGUCGCUUCGUCAAUUAUUGGGUCUCUAAAUCAAUGCUCAAGAUGUCGGCCACUUAUCUUCCCCCAGUAAUGUACCAAAAGCUAUUCGAACGUGAUGAUCCAACCCCGCUACGCCCCAAGUCUGUCCGCUUUCCCGAGCUAACGCCCCAAAUCUCAAGCUUGAAGCUAGCCGGGAAACGUGCACCGGAACAAGUUCUGACUACGCUGCAUCUAUUAAAUGAUGAUAUAAAGGCUGCUCAUGACAUCGCAGAGCCCUGCUACGACCAGGUUCAGACAGUUGUCGGAUCCCUUGCUCGUAAAGAACUUUGCGAAGAAUGCGAGCGAGAAUCUAUCCAUGAGUGA
Rhizoctonia solani is the source of this 372-nucleotide messenger RNA. RefSeq lists its product as uncharacterized. The record is from RefSeq and is a predicted model, not a curated record. Bases 1 to 372 code for a protein of 123 amino acids. Lineage: Eukaryota; Fungi; Basidiomycota; Agaricomycetes; Cantharellales; Ceratobasidiaceae. The transcript has 2 exons.